This is a messenger RNA of Ambispora gerdemannii, 630 nucleotides long. NCBI's taxonomy places the organism in Eukaryota, Fungi, Glomeromycota, Glomeromycetes, Archaeosporales, Ambisporaceae. The record is from the annotation of a GenBank genome assembly.
AUGAAUCCACUGUUAGAGGCUAAAGUUGUAAUUCUAGGAAGUCAAGGAGUUGGAAAGACCUCGUUGGUAGUUCGUUAUACACAAAAAACCUUUUCACCGAAUGCAUCUUCAACAAUUGGAGCCUCUUUUAAUGCAAAAAAACUUGUUGUUGAUAAUUGUAAAGUACGACUUCAAAUAUGGGAUACGGCGGGACAAGAACGGUUUCGGUCAAUGGCUCCAAUGUAUUAUCGUGGGGCUAAUGCAGCGAUACUAGUGUAUGAUAUAACAUCAGAGCAAAGUUUCCUAGAUAUGAAUUCUUGGAUUGAAGAACUACGCAAAAAUAUGACGGAAGAUUUAAUAAUACAUGUAGUAGGCAAUAAAGUAGAUUUAGCACCAUCACAACGAGUCAUACCCCUUAAACGAACUCAAGAUUACGUUGCUCGUGUUCUGGGCGAUAAUUGUGGUGUGCAUGAAGUAUCUGCAAAAGAUGAUAAAGGAAUAGAAGAACUAUUUCUUCAAAUAACUCGACACCUAGUCGAACGUAAAAAUGAGCUUGAACGAGGCCCAAAACCAAUAAUAAGCCAGCCUCAUAAUUUCAGAUACCAACCAAACCACCAAACCGAUAACUCGGUAUCAUGUUGCUAUUCAUGA